Mercenaria mercenaria is the source of this 3511-nucleotide messenger RNA. RefSeq names its product lactase/phlorizin hydrolase-like. Gene Ontology annotation, molecular function: beta-glucosidase activity. Gene Ontology annotation, biological process: carbohydrate metabolic process. The transcript is spliced from 16 exons. The record is from RefSeq and is a predicted model, not a curated record. Bases 161 to 3007 code for a protein of 948 amino acids. NCBI's taxonomy places the organism in Eukaryota, Metazoa, Mollusca, Bivalvia, Venerida, Veneridae.
CAUGCAUUCUACCAUCUCUAAUAUAGUUUCAUAAUACUAGUAUACACGUACGAGUUCAAUUAAUGUGACAAGUGUAUGAUAUGCAGUUAUAAUUGAGAUGAAAAAUAUUAAGAUCAGUUCAGUCUGAAACAGUUCAGAAAUUUAAUUGAAGAUAUUCAUUAUGGUCCGGCCUCUUGUUCUUCUGACUUUUGUUUGUUAUUUAUUCGCGUCACCACCGGGAGCUAAUGCGUUUCAAGACGAUUUUGUAUGGGGCGUGGCUUCUGCAGCAUAUCAAAUAGAAGGAGGCUGGAACGCUGAUGGGAAAGGUGCAAGUAUCUGGGAUACGUUUACACAUGACAAAGGGGGAGACAAUGGAGACGAUACAUGUGACAGUUACAAUAGAUACAAGGACCAUGUACAACAUCUUAAAGAACUGAAAGUAACACAUUAUAAAUUCUCCAUCUCAUGGUCGCGUGUUUUGCCGUCUGGUAUUAUUGAGAGCAAAAACGACAAAGGGCUACAGUAUUACAAGAAUCUGGUUGCCGAGCUGUUGAAGAAUAAUAUAACCCCAGUAGCAGCUUUGUAUCAUUUUGAUCUGCCAACGGCCCUCCAUGAACAGGGUGGCUGGCUGAACGAAACAACAGUAGAUCAUUUUGAAGCGUAUGCAAGACUAAUGUUCACGGAACUAGGUGAUUCGGUUAAGACCUGGAUAACAAUCAAUGAACCCCUAAAAGAAGCGCAAAGGGGAUAUGGGGAUGGCACAUAUGCUCCUGGUAUCAAACAGGCGGGCACGGCUCCGUAUACUGUAGCUCAUAACUUAAUACGAGCGCAUGCCAGGGCUUACCAUGUAUAUCAAAACGAAUUUAAGGAUAGGCAGAAAGGACUGAUUGGCAUUGUCUUGAACUCUGAAUGGAUGAUUCCGGAAUCUCCUUCUGAUAAUGAGGCUGUCUCACGUGCUAUGCAGUUUACCACUGGUUGGUUUGCUGAACCUAUUUUCGGUAAUGGCGAUUAUCCGGAAAUUAUGAAAACCACAGUAAUGGCACGGUCUACUUCUGGAACCUCAAGGCUUCCAGCAUUCACCACCGACGAAAUAGCGAAAAAUAAAGGCUCCAGCAACUUCUUUGGAAUUACAAAAGAUCUUACCUGGAGAGUGAAGGACAAGAAAAGCAUCCAGCAAUCAAACGCCAGUUACUAUGACGACUUAAACGUCGAAGGAACAGCUAUUCAAAGGUCUCCCGAGACUGACCUGCGAGAACUACUUGUAUGGAUAAAAACGGAGUAUAACAAUCCCCUCCUGCACGUGUUUGAUGGUGAAUUCGGCGAUUGUGGAACCCUGUAUGACCAAGAUAGGAUAGACUUCAUGAAACAAACCAUGGUUGCGCUGAGAAAUGCAAUGAGCGACGGUGUACAGUUAGGUGGAUUCUUUGCUGCGCAGAUAAUGGACGGAUUUGAUUGGACGGACGGCUAUAAAACUAAGUAUGGUCUCUACCACGUUGAGUUUGGUAAUAAAGAACGCAUGGAGAAAGCAUCGGCACGAUAUUACAGAACACUGAUUCAGCAUAAUGGAAACGAGUUCGCCUAUCCAAAAUACUUUGUUCCUGAUACUAUCCGCCAGAAAGACGAGUUUAUGCAUGGGACCUUUCCACAGGGAUUCUCGUGGGGCGUGGCCACGGCAGCGUACCAGAUUGAAGGAGGAUGGAACGAAGACGGGAAGGGACCUAGUAUCUGGGAUAAAUUCUCUCACAACAAUCGGCUUGCCUAUGGUCAGACAGGAGAUGUUGCCUGUGAUAGUUACCAUAAAUACAGACAAGAUGUGCAGAAUAUCAAAAAAUUAGGAGUCUCACAUUACCGAUUUUCUAUUGCUUGGAGUCGAGUGUUACCUGACGGCCGGUCCACGUCGCUGAACCAAGCUGGUGUUGAUUACUAUAACAACCUGAUAGAUGAACUACUUGCCAAUGGUAUCACACCAAUGGUGACGCUGUAUCACUGGGACUUACCACAAGCUCUACAGGAGAUCGGGGGAUUUGAGAAUGAUACAAUAGUCGACUAUUUCAAUGAUUAUGCUCAAGUGUGUUUCGAGCAAUUUGGGGAUAGGGUACCACUAUGGCUCACAUUUAACGAGGCGUUUGUGGUGUCAUGGUUAGGCUAUGGUAUUGGCGUGUUCGCUCCAGGUAUCAACAGUCCAGGAGAUGGAGUAUACAGGGUGGCACAUAACAUCAUCAGAUCACAUGUAAAAGCCUACCAUACAUACGAUAAACUAUUCAGACAUAAAUAUCAUGGCAAAGUUGGUAUAACGUUAGAUUGCGAUUGGAAGGAACCUAUUACAGCAUGGGGGAUGGACCAUUACGCUGCUGAGCGGGCGCUGCAGUUCAAACUGGGAUGGUUUGCUAAUCCUAUCUAUGGUAACGGAGAUUACCCUGCUGUUAUGAGACAUGUCGUGGAUAAGAGAAGCCGAGAGGAAGGUCGCAAUGAAUCACGAUUGCCCGUGUUUACUGAAGAAGAGAUAAAAAUGAACAGUGGCUCCUACGACUUUUUCGGCCUGAAUCACUACACCACCCAGUACGUUCGACAUAACCCUGAUAACAGAAGAGAGAACUACGAGGGAGACCAGGAUCUAUACACAAAGACUGACGACUGCUGGCCGGGUUCGAAAGCAGGCUGGUUGAAGGUGAACCCCUGGGGAUUAAGGAGUUUAUUACGCUGGAUACGGGACAGGUAUAACAAUCCACCUUUGUAUGUCACAGAAAAUGGUUUUGGAGAUGACGGUGAAAUACAAGAUACUGGAAGAGUUGAUUACUAUAGGUCAUACACAAACGAGAUGCUGAAAGCUAUACGUCUCGACAACUGUAAUGUGAAGGGAUAUAUGGCUUGGUCUCUGAUGGACAACCUAGAAUGGACCAGCGGGUAUACUAUCAAGUUUGGCUUGUACAAUGUUAACUUCACAGAUCCAGAUAGACCUAGAACACCAAAAGACUCUGCAAGAUUCUAUACCCAGCUUGUAAAAGACAACGGGUUUCCUAGUAACUGAAUUACAUAUGACUGAAUACAAUUUUACCAAUUUAUUGUGCAGUAUGGUACAUGGAAUUUAUACAUUUAGACCGCAAUUUUCAUUUCAACAAAAUAUCAAAACAGUACAACCCCUAUUUUGGUCAGUUGUAAAGUGUAUAGGACAGAAAAUUCAGCAAAACUGAUAACUGAAGUUUUUUUGUUGUUUUGUUAUUGCUGUGAUAUAUGUAAGAGAUCCCGCAAUUACUGUGGCAGAAUUCUGUAGUAAUAUUUUUUGUUGGCUUUGGGGUUUCUACCUUAUGAAUCAGUGUUGUUUCGAAUUUUUAUCAGUAUACGUAAAUUACAUAGAUAUAAACACUUUAGCCAAUAUUCUACAUAUAAAUGCUAUACAUCUUUCUUAAAAGACAAAAUUUCGUAGGGCUUUAUUUCUUUUUCACGUCCAAUAUGUGGAACUUCAUACUUUGGAAUAUAGCAGCAGCAUACAGGCAAGCUGAUAAUCGUCAAUAAAAUAGAUAAUGAAAUGAAA